AUGUACUGGAUGUCCGGACAUCGGUGCAAGCUGCACCGGCCGGAUGCGAUCUGGUCUGCAGUCUGUCGUUUAUCGUCUCCGACCGGCGGGCGCCACAAACGAAGAGACUUCUGCUGGACUGCUUGCGUGCUCGUCUACGCGGCGCAGGACUGCGUUGUGCUUCUCCUCACCUCACACACCUUGGCGCAACCGGGGACUCCUUCUCCCAGACAGAAACUCGCUUCACUUUGUCCAGGCCAUUCUCCGCGGAUGACCCCAACUCUCAGAUUGCAGAUUGCCAGUCUACCCGCCAUCGCGCAGCAAUAUCCCGCGCCGAGCUCUCACAGUCCACACCCACAUACUUGCACUUGCAGACGCAUCUCCUCACAUCCAAUCUGCACCGCUCUGCACCGCUCUGCACAACUGCCUGCACGCACACGCUCCCUGAGCAACAACUGGGCAUGCACCCCAAUACGCAACCUCGUCCGUCCCCGCCACUCGCUUAGCAAUCCAAUGACACAUUCCCGCUCUGCUAUUCGUGGUGGUUCCCGAGACUCGGGAACCGAUUUUGGGGGCGCUUCAGAUCCUCCAGACACUCCACUGAUUGCAUCGAGAAUCUCAGCUGCGAUGCAUAGGGUCUAUGUCAUGAAUUGAUCGCUCAGCUCAUUUCUCGUCAGGAUGAACAGGGUGCUUGCCGGGGGUUUCGAAUUAAUUUGGAAGGUAUGACGUAUACGGCUAACAGACCGAAGAGUAUACGAAGUAGAUGUAACGUGAGAAUUUCAGAAGCCUCAUUUUUUGUGAGGGUUUAAUGCUACUAGGGAACAUUGGCGUGUGGCAAUUUGCAAAGACGAAGCGGCGAUAAGUCCUG
This is a messenger RNA of Lindgomyces ingoldianus, 847 nucleotides long. RefSeq lists its product as uncharacterized. Bases 1 to 633 code for a protein of 210 amino acids. The record is from RefSeq and is a predicted model, not a curated record. NCBI's taxonomy places the organism in Eukaryota, Fungi, Ascomycota, Dothideomycetes, Pleosporales, Lindgomycetaceae. The transcript has 2 exons.